AUGGUAGCCACUGUGUCCAUUGAGAGGAGUUACCAGGUUAGCGCCGAACUGAUGUCGUGUUUGACCUUGAAUGAUGCGCGCGCACUUUUCUCACAGAAAAGACAGGGACGUAGACAGGGACGUAUACGGGGACGUAGACAGGGACGUAUACGGGGACGUAGACAGGGACGUAGACAGGAUAUAUACGGGGACGUAGACAGGGACGUAGACAGGGGCGUAUACGGGGACGUAGACUGGGACGUAGACAGGGGCGUAUACGGGGACGUAGACAGGGACGUAGACAGGGACGUAUACGGGGACGUAGACAGGGACGUAGUCAGGGACGUAUACGGGGACGUAGACUGGGACGUAGACAGGGACGUAUACGGGGACGUAGACAGGGACGUAGACAGGGACGUAGACAGGGACGUAUACGGAGACGUAGACAGGGACGUAGACAGGGACGUAUACGGGGACGUAGUCAGGGACGUAUACGGGGACGUAGACAGGGACGUAGACAGGGACGUUGACAGGGACGUUGACAGGGACGUAGACAGGGACGUAGACAGGGACGUAUACGGGGACGUAGACAGGGACGUAUACGGGGACGUAGACAGGGACGUAGACGGGGACGUAGACAGGGACGUAGACAGGGACGUAUACAGGGACGUAGACGGGGACGUAGACAGGGACGUAGACAGGGACGUAUACGGGGACGUAGACGGGGACGUAGACGGGGACGUAGACAGGGACGUAGACAGGGACGUAGACGGGGACGUAGACAGGGACGUAGACGGGGACGUAGACAGGGACGUAGACAGGGACGUAGACAGGGACGUAUACGGAGACGUAGACAGGGACGUAGACAGGGACGUAGACAGGGACGUAGUCAGGGACGUAUACGGGGACGUAGACAGGGACGUAGACAGGGACGUAGACAGGGACGUAUAUGGGGACGUAGACAGGGACGUAGACAGGGACGUAGACAGGGACGUAUACGGGGACGUAGACGGGGACGUAGACAGGGACGUAGACAGGGACGUAGACAGGGACGUAGACGGGGACGUAUACGGGGACGUAGACAGGGACGUAGACGGGGACGUAGACAGGGACGUAGACAGGGACGUAGACAGGGACGUAGACGGGGACGUAGACGGGGACGUAGACGGGGACGUAGACAGGGACGUAGACAGGGACGUAUACGGGGACGUAGACAGGGACGUAGACGGGGACGUAGACAGGGACGUAGACAGGGACGUAGACAGGGACGUAUACGGGGACGUAGACAGGGACGUAGACAGGGGCGUAGACAGGGACGUAGACGGGGACGUAGACAGGGACGUAGACAGGGACGUAUACGGGGACGUAGACAGGGACGUAGACGGGGACGUAGACAGGGACGUAGACAGGGACGUAUACGGGGACGUAGACAGGGACGUAGACGGGGACGUAGACAGGGACGUAGACGGGGACGUAGACAGGGACGUAGACAGGGACGUAGACGGGGACGUAGACAGGGACGUAGACAGGGACGUAUACGGGGACGUAGACAGGGACGUAGACGGGGACGUAGACAGGGACGUAGACGGGGACGUAGUCAGGGACGUAGACGGGGACGUAGACGGGGACGUAGACGGGGACGUAGUCGGGGACGUAGACGGGGACGUAUACAGGGACGUAGACAGGGACGUAGACAGGGACGUAGACAGGGAGGAGCCGUUCAGUCCUCCGUGA
Messenger RNA from Pecten maximus, 1713 nucleotides. Its product is annotated as U1 small nuclear ribonucleoprotein 70 kDa-like. The transcript has 2 exons. Lineage: Eukaryota; Metazoa; Mollusca; Bivalvia; Pectinida; Pectinidae. The record is from RefSeq and is a predicted model, not a curated record. The coding region runs from base 1 to 1713 and encodes 570 amino acids.